CGUUUUCAUGAAUUGUAGAAAUCCUGAUUCUGUCCCUCGUUAUCUUCCUCCGACGAGAAGAAGACCGAGAGAGACACCAAAUCGAAAACAAUGCAACGCCGCAGCGUCUCCGCCGUAGUACAGGCCGCCCGGAGAUCCUUCUCUACCGCACCAACCACCACCCCUCAAUUCCCUCGAACCCUAGCUGGGCUCAGAGACCGAUUGGCCUCGGAGACCUCCUCUCUAUCUGAUUUCAUGAACCUGCAGUCCAAUACUGGCUACUCCGUCGAGGUUGGCACCAAGAAGAAACCUCUCCCCAAACCCAAAUGGAUGAGGGAGGCCAUCCCCGGCGGCCAGAAAUACGUCCAGAUCAAGAAGAAGCUCCGGGAAUUGAAGCUCCACACAGUUUGUGAGGAGGCCAAAUGCCCCAAUUUGGGUGAAUGCUGGUCUGGUGGUGAGACCGGUACUGCCACUGCCACCAUCAUGAUCCUCGGCGAUACCUGUACCCGCGGUUGCAGGUUCUGCAAUGUGAAAACAUCGCGAACUCCUCCUCCGCCUGACCCCAAUGAACCUUCCAAUGUGGCUGAGGCAAUUGCUUCAUGGGGUUUGGACUAUGUGGUAAUCACUAGUGUGGAUCGUGAUGAUUUACCUGAUCAAGGAAGUGGUCAUUUUACUGAGACAGUGCAGAAGUUGAAGAUUCUAAAGCCAAAUAUGCUUAUCGAAGCAUUGGUUCCUGAUUUUCGGGGAGAUCCAAGCUGUGUGGAGAAAGUUGCGAAAUCUGGAUUAGAUGUCUUUGCUCACAAUAUUGAGACUGUUGAGGAGCUUCAAGAUGUUGUAAGGGAUCGUCGUGCAAAUUUUAAGCAAUCUUUGGAUGUUCUGACACUGGCCAAAGACUGUGCUCCUGCUGGAACACUUACCAAGACGUCAAUCAUGCUGGGUUGUGGGGAAACACCUGAUCAAAUUGUAAAAACAAUGGAGAGGGUGAGAGCCGCAGGUGUUGAUGUGAUGACAUUUGGUCAGUAUAUGCGGCCAUCAAAGCGCCAUAUGCCGGUUUCUGAAUAUGUGACACCAGAAGCAUUUGAGAAGUACAGAAUCCUUGGCAUGGAAAUGGGAUUUCGAUAUGUGGCCUCUGGUCCCAUGGUCAGGUCGUCGUACAAAGCAGGUGAAUUCUAUAUUAAAUCCAUGAUAGAAUCUGAUCGUGUUCUUGUUGCAUCAUCUUUGCAGCCUCUGGCCUAUUGAAUACAUCCUCCCUCUCUGUAACAUUUUAUUGGACACUGAUAAACUCAUUGGCUUCUAUGCUUCUAGAUUUUCUUUAUUUUGAGGGGCAGAAACUGAAUGAGCCCUUACAUGCUUAAAGGAAACUCUGUAAAUUUAAUAAUGUAUUAGUGGUCGUGAGCAUUGAUCUCAUUUGGGUUGGGGCUCAUUUUUGAAUUCUACUACCAGUUGUUUAUUCAUUUUUCUUGUGUAAUUACAAGGUUUUGUCCUGGCAGCCUUUUCAUCUCGAAUUUGCCUUCA
Tripterygium wilfordii is the source of this 1494-nucleotide messenger RNA. Its product is annotated as lipoyl synthase, mitochondrial. The transcript is spliced from 4 exons. Bases 91 to 1218 code for a protein of 375 amino acids. Gene Ontology annotation, cellular component: mitochondrion. NCBI's taxonomy places the organism in Eukaryota, Viridiplantae, Streptophyta, Magnoliopsida, Celastrales, Celastraceae. Gene Ontology annotation, biological process: lipoate biosynthetic process. Gene Ontology annotation, molecular function: lipoate synthase activity; 4 iron, 4 sulfur cluster binding. The record is from RefSeq and is a predicted model, not a curated record.